GAUGCUUUUUGACCCCGCCACACACUGUCUGUGCCCUUAGAAAAAAACAAAUUGUCCCAUUCAAAGAAGCAAAACGGACAAGGAGGACUUAAAACUACCCAAAUAUUUGAUGGACUAUUGCAACUGCAUCGUUUAAUUAACUGACCUUAGUUUUUCGUGAGAAACACCAGAGAUUUGCCUCGUUAAAAGGUGACCAUCAUUGGAUUGUCUUUUGACAGAGGUGUUGCAGCUAGCUGAAGGCGCUCAGACGAGCAAGAAGAAACAAAAGACGGGACACGUCGCGCUUUACUCUCUCCCUUUCCUCGCACCCAACUUGGGGCCAAAGUCACGAACAAAUCGGCGGAGAUGCAGCUGCCAGUUACCUUGAGUUAAAUGGUAGUUCAUGAGAGGAGAGUGCAAGUUUGGCCAAGGACGAGGAGAAAGAAGACGGAUUCCCGAAGCGGAGGGACAGGACGGGGAGUGGACAUGUCUUUUUGGGCGAUACUACCUGUCAGUCUGCCUGCCUUGACCAUCACUGGAAUUUGGGUUGUGUACGCUAUGGCCUUGUACAACCAGCAUGUCUGCCCUGUGGAUAACUGGCUGUAUAACCAGUCAUGUGAGGAGGAGCUUUAUCUACAGAGUGGACCAACUUUGUGCUGUACUCUGGACAAUGUUCCUCUCAUCAGUAAAUGUGGAACUCUUCCUCCAGAAAGCUGCUUCUUCAGCCUCAUCUGCAGCACUGGAUCCUUCAUGGUAAUAGUGAUAGUCCUCCUGCGUUAUGCCCAUGUGAUAGAGAAGCAUCAGAACUGUGUGUUGAACACAGCAGGCCUUUCCACUGGCUGGAUCUGUGCUGCAGGACUCAUCAUGGUCGGAAACUUCCAGGUGGAUAAUGCUAAGAUCCUCCACUAUGUGGGUGCAGGGGUAGCGUUCCCCACCAGUAUGCUGUUUGUGUGUCUGCAGUCAGCUCUAACCUACAGGCUGGCCAAGACUCAGGGAGAAUACAGCCUGGCUCACCUACGACUGGGCAUGACACUACUGGCCUUCAUCACGUUGGUGCUUAGUGGCGUGUUCUUUGUCCAGGAGAGCUUCGUCCUGCAGCACGCGUCGGCCAUCUUUGAGUGGGUGUUCUGCGUCACCAUCAUGCUCUUCUACGGAACCUUUGCCUUCGAGUUUGCCGGUGUCACAGGAGAUACUGUGAUGGUGCUCGCCAGAGGGGGAGCCCUGGGGCCAAAUGGGAGAGACCACAAAGCAGAGUCCCUAGGAGGUCCCAUUCCGCACCCCCCUGAGAGCAUGUCAAUGCUGUAGUCCCUGGGAGAGAGGCCAGAAAGCUGGCCUGUGCCAUUAUCAAUCUGGGGUAGGUGGAGGGACUUUUGAGUAUCCAUCGCUAAUACACCAAAACACCCCCAUUCCAGGGUGUGAAGGGGACUAUGCCAAUGCCACAUAAACUCAGCGUUGAUGGAAUGGAUUCUACCAUUUCCACCAGGCCCGGCGGUGUGGACACCAUGGGGGAGAGAUGUGGGUUCGUACUGUUCCCAUGUCCCCAGCCCUGUCCCAGCUUCCAAAGACCCUGCUUGUAUUUGCACAUCACUAAUGAACCAUAAUCUUAUUUUCCUUCAUUCCCUGUUUUCCGGCCAAAGGAGCCUCAUCACUCAUUACAGGAAGUGAUCCUGGGGCCGCUGAGUCUCAGCCUGUUGCUAUCUGAUGGCAUCACUGUAAUCUCAACUCAGAUUAAGAGAGGAGGGCAGGCCACCAGAUGGCUAUAUAGAGAGUGGAAGAAAGAGAGAUGGAGUGAGACAUCAUGGGAGUGAGGCUGAGAGAAAAAUAGAGAAACGCAUUAGAGAAGAGAGAGCUGCGUGGGAGAGCUAGGCCUGUGCAAUGUAGAGCCUAAUCCAAUAAAUAAAAACUCUUGAAUUGGCCAAAUACACAUUUAUUUUCAGAGACUGUUAGCGAGCAGACAUUGAUGUUUCCCUCGGUGCUAGAGUCCAAACGAGACAAUGAACCUGCCUUCAUUCAUCCUUUAAAACACAACAAUACCAUGAGAGCCGGGCCUCGUCGCACAGCUCCCAAUACGUCACGUGGAAUAUUUGGAAUAUUUCAAAUGGUUAAAAUGACCCCCUUCACAUGUAGCGAAAGACUGAGGACUCACUACCAUGAAUGUGUUGAUGACAUGGAUGCUUCACUGGUGAACAGUAUACUGGUCAAUGAACCGUGGUUUUAAACCGGGGAAUAUCUGGAUACCAGUCUUACCUUAUUUUUCUACUGAUGCUACUUAAACAUUGUGCCUUAUAAAGCUGUACAUUGGAAUGCAGACUUUUGCAGACUGUAAAAAAUAUAUAUUUUCCUUAUGAUUAUUCGAGACAAUUGAGUAUAUGAAAAGCCAAACCUCCAAUAGUGUUUUAUACAUAAUAUCCCAAACACUUUUAUUUUCUACAUGUUUGACUGUACGGUUCAGCCAAAACGUAUGGAUGUUGGGAGUGGAGAAGAGGACUGGAAGAACCCAACUGUAAACCAGCUAAUACCAGCCAGAGCUCUGUCUGGGCUGAUCAAGAUAAAUCACAGGAAUCAGAAAAGUUUCAGAGUCUGAAAAACAGAGGACCAGAAACGAGAAUCUAUUAUCACUGAAACAACUUCUCUGCUCCCGAUUUCACUACUUUUCUUUUUGUCAGGCUGGGGUUCAAUCGGUUUCUGUUUCAGUCAACAACAGUUUUUGUUUUGCAAGGCGACAAUGUAGAGUUGAAUGCUGAAACUAGGCUACAUAACAGUACGCUACCCAGGUUAUCUUCUUGGUGUUCUGCCCCCUGUCCGUUUAGCCUGUCAUGGCAUAGGGGCCUAAAGGGAACAGGAUGGAACUGCUGCUUGCUGCUGGUCUUCUUCCAAAGAAUGUAGACAUAAACCACCCGUAUCCAUUCUCCCGACUAACUGCACUGUGUCAAACCAUCCAGCUGCCUUUCAGAUCUGUGCUAUGAGAUCUUAAAAUGCAAUUAUACGUCUCUACUGUUUCAAUGCUGCCUUAUUAGCUUCAGUGUCUGUGGAUUGCAGAAAGACAUGUAGAGCAUAUAGUUCCAUUCACAAGUGUUUCACAUUCACCUCAGUCAUCACAAAAAGUGAAUCUGAAUCUGAAAGUGAAUCUGAGCAAAUUGGACUGAAUGGAGUCACUGACCAAUGAAGUUAAUCUAAUAGAAACCCAGUAGUAGACAAUGGCGUUUGAAGAGGGAAAAAGUGGUCCAUUAGCCCCUCCUAGUGGAGACACAGAUUACUGCACAGAGCUCUAUGCUGUUCUAUAGACCCCUUUCUGUGUUUGCAAACAUUACCUCAUGAAGGAGAUACACACAAGUUGGUGGCAGAACACGGGUGUUCUUAUAGAACGGCAGCAAGUGCAUUUCACACUACUUUUGGAUUAUAAUUGGAUUUAAGGCGUGUAUGAAUGUCCUGCUUAAUAUAAUGUUUGUGUCAUUAUCGCAAAUCAACUGGAUUAUACUUAAAAAACACUUCAACUUCAACCAGUAAAAUGGCUCUUUGGCUUGCUUUUGCUACCGCCUAUGUCAAUGAGCGUUAGCAUUCUAGCUAACAACUGCUGCAUCCAAAAUAGUUAUUUUGCGAAGAUCACAACCAAAUAUAAUCUUAGCGACUGUUCAAGCUAGAAUCAAAACAUAAUUGUAAGCAUAUGCGAAACCCAAAAAGUAAUUUUGUUUAGAAGUAAUAACUUACAUAUAGGCUAUGUUGAAUUGCUGUCAACUACGAAACAUCAAAUGUUUCCCAUUGCAUGCCUUAAUGAAUAUGACCCAUGUCAAUGUUCUGUCUCUAUUGACUGAUCUACCUUCAAACAUUUACCUCUCAGGAAUCUGUUGCAUCACCAGCUGUCCACAAUCAGUGACUUAACGAAACUGUUGUCUUUUCUUCACUUUUUAAAAUAAAUUGUGUUUAUGUUGGGAUAUUUUUAUAUAUUCAAUUGUGUUUUAGAACUUGUUUUGACCAGUGGGUUGAUUUUACAUUUCAAUGUUAGUGCCAUUCGCUCUGUCCAUAUUUGACCUGAUUGGUCACUUGCUAUGGUUCCAUUGGUUCUAUGUUCUAUGCAGAACCAUAUCUUUACAUAUGCUUUUUCCUAGGUCAACAUUAUACCAUAUAAAUAGUUGCAGUAUUGUAAGUGCUUCAUCCAGACAUUAUCGAUACAGUUUGGUUACCUUUAUUUGUUUGGUUACCUUUAUUUGUACACCCAAGGGUGUACACACACACACACACACACACACACACACACACACACACACACACAGAGUAGAGAACAUUCCUCUAUCUAGCUGUUGUCCUCAUUUGUAUUUAAUUGUGGUCUUACCUACCUACAGACAGAUAACUGAGUGCCAAACUCUACUGAAAGGCAAAAAGAUGACCUGUAUGUGCCUUUAUUUUGAUGAAACCAAAGAAAGAUGUGUUUUAUGGUGAAAAGUGUUUGUCAUAAUGAGAGAAGGAAGAUUGUUUGUAUAUUUGCCUUAAAUUGUUCUACAAUAAAUCUGUAAAAGUGUUCUUGUCCCCCAA
Messenger RNA from Salvelinus fontinalis (brook trout), 4509 nucleotides. RefSeq names its product transmembrane protein 150A-like. The record is from RefSeq and is a predicted model, not a curated record. The transcript has 8 exons. The coding region runs from base 373 to 1284 and encodes 303 amino acids. NCBI's taxonomy places the organism in Eukaryota, Metazoa, Chordata, Actinopteri, Salmoniformes, Salmonidae.